Molecule: messenger RNA, 1509 nt
Organism: Clonostachys rhizophaga
Lineage: Eukaryota; Fungi; Ascomycota; Sordariomycetes; Hypocreales; Bionectriaceae
Source: the annotation of a GenBank genome assembly
AUGGUGUCUUUCGGAUUCCGGAGCCGCAGUGCUCUUCAGGUGAAGCAUGAGCGUACCCCCGAGGAAAAGUCGUUGAUCCGUCGCCUGGAUAUUUUCUUCAUGACAUUUGGGUGCAUUUCUCAAGUUAUCAAAUAUUUGGAUCAGACCAACAUCAACAACGCCUAUGUGUCGGGUAUGAAGGAGGAUCUUCAACUCUAUGGAAAUGAACUCAAUUUCUUCUCGACUUACUUCAACAUCGCGUACUGCGUGAUGCUCAUUCCCUCACAGAUCAUCCUUACAUAUGUGCGACCAAGCUUCUGGCUUCCUGGACUGGAGAUUGCUUGGGGCAUCAUAACUGGGCUCAUGGCGGUUACCAAGCACGCAAACCAUGUCUAUGCCCUGCGCGUCUUGCUCGGUCUCUUUGAGAGCAGUGCCUGGCCCGGAAUGGUCACCUUGCUGAUGUAUUGGUAUACACCUACUGAGUUGGCCAAGCGUAUAGGAUUCUACCAUUCGUGCCAGGCCCUGGGCUCCAUGAUGUCAGGCGCCAUGCAAGCAGCUAUUACCGAGACGAUGGAUGGUCGACACGGAAUCGCAGGUUGGCGGUGGUUGUUUAUCAUCAACGCAAUCAUCACCAUCAUCUGGGGUAUCUUGGGUAUCUUCAUGAUGCCCGACGUUCCCAACAAACCCAACCCGCUCGCAUUCUGGUUCAGAAAGGGUGAUGGCGAGCUGGCCAUGCUGCGUCUCGCUCGCCAUGGUCGUGCCGAGUCCAAGAGGGUCACCUGGGCAGGAAUCAAGCGCACAUUUUCUGGCUGGGUCGUGUACUUCAUUGCCAUCUUGUACGUCGCCAGUGUAUUGGGAACCUACGGAAACGUCUACUUCUCCCUAUUCCUCAAGUCGCUCAAGAAUGCAGAUGGGACGGCAAGAUGGACUACCUCCCAGGUCAACGCCAUCCCCAUUGGCGCAUAUGGUAUCAAUGUGGUUUUUGUGUGGAUUUGGGCACUCCUGUCAGAUUUCAUCCGAUCCCGGUGGACACUCAUCAUCGCACAGGCUUGUAUUGGCAUCAUUACAUGCAUCAUCAUGAGCGUCUGGACCGCCCAUCCCGAAUCCACGGGUCUGGCUGCGGCGUACGCUUCGUAUUUCCUCGCCUUCACUUGCUUGGGUACCGCGCCCCUCAUCUUCUCGUGGCUCUCUGACCUCAUCCCUCAGGAUCCGGAAGCUCGAACUCUUACUGUCGGUGUGGCUGUUGCGGCCUACUAUGCCAUUUCGUCCUGGUCCCAGGUUCUGACCUGGCCAGCCUCCCAGGCCCCGCAUUACAAGUAUGGAUGGCAGUCAGCCCUGGCUUUGCUGGUUCUGUUGAUUAUCAUGACAUGCACUUUGCGUUUCAUUGAUGUCAAGUACCUUUCCCCCAAGCGAGAAGAGUUCCUUCAACAGUUGGAAGCUGAAAGAGAGGCCGACGCUGCGGACAACGCCUCUAUGGCUUCUGGGGAGAAGGAGCCCAAAGUUGAAGAGACGGCCCAGAAGCAUUCUUAA